Messenger RNA from Rhododendron vialii, 1177 nucleotides. RefSeq lists its product as uncharacterized. Bases 123 to 875 code for a protein of 250 amino acids. The record is from RefSeq and is a predicted model, not a curated record. The transcript has a single exon. Lineage: Eukaryota; Viridiplantae; Streptophyta; Magnoliopsida; Ericales; Ericaceae.
CCUCCUUUAUAUCCAUUCCCGCGUUCCCACUUUCAUUUCCCAUCUCUCUCUCUCUCUCUCUCUCUAGAUCUCUCCCUCUCCCUGUUUCCAAAGACGCACAAUCAACAUAAAUCAAUCUCGAGAUGGGUGGUUGUUUGUCCUCAACAGCAGCGGAUCAACCAAGUAGGAGUGAAUCCACACAUCGGCGUUGUGUAAAUGUGAUCUCAGCAAAUGGGGAUCUACACCAAUAUACAAGUCCCCUGACCGUGUCUCUAGUCCUUGAGAUGGAAGUCCAAACAACACAGCAUGAUGAUCACCCAAGUAAUAAUUCCAACUUCUUCGUCUGCAACUCAGACCGCUUGUACUACGAUGACUUCAUCCCGGCCUUGGAUGCACAAGAUCAGUUACACCCCAAUCAGAUCUACUUUGUGCUCCCCGCUUCAAAACUUCAGUACCGCCUUACUGCCUCCGACAUGGCUGCUUUGGCCGUCAAGGCCAGUCUCGCCCUCCAGAAAUCAACUACUAAUACUUCCACCAAACAUUCUUCUUCUUCCUCCUCCUUUUAUAUUUGGAAUCGUCGGAAUAACAAGUCGGCUCGGAUUUCCCCAAUAUUAGUAAAUCAUGUCAACAGUACUAGCAGUGAUUCUUCUUUUGUCGAUCGCGAUUACAUGGAUGAAAAUCGUAACGGGCAGACAGCAACUACUACAAUUAAGAAUAAGGGAAUCUCCAUCAUCUCGGAGAAGCAGCAGCCGGCAGCAGCGUUGGGGGUAUCAAAGUCGGGAUCGGUGAGGAAGUUGCACAGAUAUUCUUCUAGACGGGCUAAGAUGGCGGUCCGUUCCUUCAGGAUCAGGUUGACCACUAUUUACGAAGAAGCUUCCGUCCUCCAAUUUUAUUAGACUAGUAAUUCAUGACUAGUAGUAGACAAUUCUCCUUUUUUUUUUUUUCUCCUUUUUGUUUAUAUGAGAGGCAAUUAAUUAACAGCCGCGGCAGAAUGCAUGGUAGAAAAUCCAAAAGAAAAAGUAAUCCUACCUUAUAGAAGGAGUAGUACCUCUGUUUUUUGUAGAAAUUAAAUUUGGUUCAUGAGAAUUAAGCAAGCUUGUCUUUCCGCAUGUGACCAAACAUGCUUCCUGUAAAAAAGCACUACUACUUGUAAAUUAAUGUUCUAGUUGUUGAAUUCAUGACUCAAGUGUUAUCUUAA